CUCUUUCAUUCACCUUCCUCUUCUUCUUCAACCAAACCAAACCUCUUUAUUCAUUUCUUAUCUCUCCAUCUAUCUCGGACGACCUCUCAUCCAAAAUCAAACCCCUCAAUUAUACCAAGAAAGCAUUCUUUAUUCAGAAGUCAAAAACCAUUGGAUCAAAAACUUCUCGCGCCUAAUUUUAUCGAUUUGGUUACUGUUUUUUUUACUUUACAAGUCAUUUGUUUUUUCUUUGGGCUUUCUUCUCGUAUUCAUCCCCAACCAACCUUCGCCGUCGCCAUCACCGUAGAGAUUCUGCGGUGUUGCGUUUGACCGACCAAACCGUAUUAUGAACACGACAACGUCACUCUACGAUCCGAGACAUAUCUCGAGGCGGACAAAACCAUCAGACACACCAUCUUCCUCUCCGUCUCGUAGUCACCGGAGACAUCCUCUACUCCAAAGAAGCCUCUCCUCUCCGUCUCCAAACGCCACUUGCGGAGGAUCAACACCCGCCGAGUUUUGCGGCGGUACUACGGCGAGUUGCGCCGCCGUAUGGUGUUGCUGUCCUUGCGGAAUAGUCAACCUCGUUGUCCUCGCUGUCUACAAACUCCCACGCGGAAUCUGCCGCCGCGCUAUCCGAAGUCACCGCCGUAAACAGCUUGUUAAGAACGGUAUCCUCCCGCCGUUGCCGUCGGACGGGAAAGGCGAGAGGAUUCAGAGAGUGUUUCAGAACUCGGAGUUUGCUAUCUUUCCGUUGGAUAGUAGUAAUGAUGUCUCCGAGGAGGAGGAGGACGAGUUUUUUGAUCCUAAAUAUUUUGGGAAGGCGGCAGCGGUUGCGGUUGCGGCUGAGUUGACAACGGAUGAGGAGACGGAUGAAGAGGACGAGGCGGUGUUGGCGUUGGAGAAAGAGAUGUGGAAUAGGUUCUACGGUGCUGGUUUUUGGAGAAGUCCUUCGCAGAGAGAAUCAGUUUCUUCUCCGAGAGUUUCGAAGUCUCUUUCGACAUCGCCGAGGCCGUCCUUUAGAGGAGGAGGAGCUACGGUGUUGACACCGAGAGCUGUUUGGCAAUGACGUCUUUGUUAAUAUGAUUUCUUCUUCUUGAUUGUGUGUGCAAAGCAAAGUGUGAGUCUUGCUCUAAUUUGUUGAUUGAUUGAUAUUUUGGGUGGUGAGAUUUUAUUUCAAAUGUAAUGAGAUUUUGUGAUAG
Eruca vesicaria subsp. sativa (arugula) is the source of this 1181-nucleotide messenger RNA. The record is from the annotation of a GenBank genome assembly. NCBI's taxonomy places the organism in Eukaryota, Viridiplantae, Streptophyta, Magnoliopsida, Brassicales, Brassicaceae.